Oryzias latipes (Japanese medaka) is the source of this 1435-nucleotide messenger RNA. Its product is annotated as von Willebrand factor A domain-containing protein 5A-like. The record is from RefSeq and is a predicted model, not a curated record. Lineage: Eukaryota; Metazoa; Chordata; Actinopteri; Beloniformes; Adrianichthyidae.
CUCAGUUGUUUGUCUUCACUGAUGGAGAGGUGGGGAACACCAAGGAAGUUCUAGAUCUAGUUAGGAAGAAUGCAGGUUCCCACAGGUGUUUCUCUUUUGGGAUUGGAGAAGGAGCCAGCUCUGCUCUCAUCAAUGGGUUGGCUCAGGAGGGCAGAGGUCACGCUCAGUUCAUCACAGGAAGUGACAGGAUGCAGGCAAAAGUGAUGCAGUCACUGAAAUUUGCACUACAGCCUGUUGUCAAAGACAUCUCUGUCACAUGGGAUUUACCAAAGGGAGUGUCUGCCACUGUCCUCUCUCCACCAAUCACAACAAUUUUCCAGGGUCAGAGGUCACUGGUUUAUGCCCAACUCUGUGGAAAGAGUUCCCAAACAGACUGCAGUGUGACGGUGAAUUACACUCUGGGAGAUCAUCCCUAUGAGAGCAAACAACAGUUUAACCUGAAUCCUGCAAAGGACACUGGGUUAACAGUCCACAGGUUAGCUGCUCGUAUUUUGAUUCGUUCUCUGGAGUCUGAGGAAAGAGAGAACAGAGGAAAGUCAGAUGAAGACAUGAAGAGGAAGGUGGUGGAGCUCAGUGUCCAAUCAGGAGUGAGCAUUCAUCACACUGCCUUCAUUGCUGUCAACAAAGACAAUGGUGAUGCUGUUCAAGGACCUCUGGUGCGCAGAAAUGUUCCAACCCCUGGUCUUCCCAUGAUGUCCUUGUCUUCUGCUCCUGUGGAUUGGAUGAUUGAGGAAAGCUGUGACUCUGGAGCCGCUGUGCCUGAGCAGCCCCGCAGAGACCCUCUGCUGCAGCUGGUUUCCCUCCAGAAGGCGUCCGGCUGCUGGCUGCUUGAUGCAGCUCUGGCCUCAGUUCUGGGAAAAACAAGUGAGGAGGUGGAGAAGUCAAAGCCUGCAGAGGUCAGCAGUGAGGUGUGGGCCACCAUUCUGGCUCUGAUCUGGCUUCAUGGAUUCAAGAUGGAUGCAAAGGAUGAAUGGGAGCUUCUGGCUGUGAAGGCUGCUUCAUGGGUCCAAGCUCAGAAUGCUCCAUGUGUGAAGGAGUGUGUUGAUGCUGCAAAUGCACUGCUGGGUUACAAAGUGCAGAAGGAUGCUCUGGGGCUCUGAGGUGGAGACUGACGUUCCAGCGUGUGACAGAAGAUUUAAUGUUUACAGCUCAUGUUCAUGACGUUAUUGACCUUAAUACACUGCAUGCUCUUGGUGUUGUGAUGGUAAAACCUUUGCAUUUUUAAUUAGUUUUUAAACAACUGCUAAAGGAAAGUUUAAUAUUGUUAUUGUUGGAACAUAUUGAUCAACACAGUAUAUGUUUAAAUACUGACAAUGCUUACAUGAUUUCAUGUCCCGGGCAAUCCCCUGUAGACGUAAAAACAAAUGUCUCUACUUCCUUUGAAAUCUGCUUUAAAACUGUAAACUCUCUCUAUUAAAUGGAACUGCUUAAUCUG